Messenger RNA from Aedes albopictus (Asian tiger mosquito), 1793 nucleotides. RefSeq lists its product as uncharacterized. The record is from RefSeq and is a predicted model, not a curated record. The coding region runs from base 1036 to 1626 and encodes 196 amino acids. The transcript has 3 exons. Lineage: Eukaryota; Metazoa; Arthropoda; Insecta; Diptera; Culicidae.
AAUCCCAUCCCAUCCAGUCUUGAACGAGACAUUCUUCGAUAGAGACGUGCCUUCUCCUCUACUUCCUGAAUUCAAUUGCGCACUCACGUGCUACACUACGGGAGAGGUAGCAGUUCGGACGGUCGUUGAAAGCCCUGCUAGCUGAUGGUGGACGGACACUUGUUGUUUACUGUCGUGUGGCCAUCAGCGCGGUACACGGAAUCCGCGGGAGAACACUGAGCGGGGUGAGCUUGGCUCUAUAACGUGUGCAUUGUUUGCUUCUGGCAGAAAGCUCGUCGCGUGUGUCCCUGUUUUCUAUUGUUUGCCAAACCGUCGCCAUCGGAUACAUCUUUGUCUAACUGACGACCGUCAAAGUGUGCGGUGACAGUUUUGAAAAGUUUGUCAUAUCGACGUCGAUGGUUGCUGUGUUGCUCCCGUUGGGGCGAGUGAGUUAGAAGGCUCAAGGACUUCUAGGCAUGCUUCGAUGAUAAGUGCAACGAUGCGAUUUAUUACGGGUUCGAUGCAGGACCCGCCACGGUGUCCACUACAUCACGCAGUCAGACAAAUGGAAACACGCAAGCCGGAAAUGUGGUUUAUCUGGAAGUGCUGAUGGGGUUUUACAAGCCAGCGGUGGUUUCGAAUUGCGUUGUCCAAGUGGGUCAAUCGGUGGAUCGAAAUGUGAACUGGUGAAGCAUUGGUGGUUGUGUUGUAAUUUUAAUGAAGAAAAACUGUCCUUAAUAAUUGCUUUUUGAUGCAAUCAAGCACGAUUUGAACCCGUACAGAAGAACGACGCAAGUACAGCAGCUGUCCGCUACCUACAUAAAGUUAUCAAACAGUUUGACGAGUCGCAGAAGACCAAGUUGGAAAAGUGACGUCAUUUAUUCAUCAUUAUCACCCAGUCCAACAGCAGACACCGGACGACAAUAGAGAGAGGGAGCUAUUUCGGUGUACACUAUUGCUAGGUACACUUACACACUUCUCGAGCAUCGCUUAUCGUCGCUUGACUUGAUGGGGAUGCAUUAUACAUGAGAGCAGUGGACGAAAUUGAGCCACACAAUGAUCAUAUUCCUCUACCUGAUACUAGUCCUCGCGUGGGCCCUGCUAAUCAUCAUACUGAAAUGCAAAAAAGCUCGCGCGAAACGCCUCGCCGAGCUUCAGGAAGCCGCCCAACCGGUGCACGUGGUUCAGAUUGGGUCCAACCUGUACGACAUCAUGUCGAUUCAGCACCAUCAUCAUCACCGGGCCCCGUACGGCACGGUCUAUGACUGUCUGGGCUCGACGGGUGAGGUGGGCUGCGGUCAAACGCAUCGAUCCGGCACCGGCACCGUCGUCACCCACUCCAAUGCUGCCUUCAUCGGCGACGACGGCAGUGUCUACCCGGGCAGUAAUAUCCCUCCACUGGAACCACCACCAUCGUACGACGAGGUGAUACGGCUACCGGCGCAUUACCCCAAGGUGGAAACGUUCGUCCCGGAGAUGGUAGUUCCUCCACCCUCAGCACCGGCGACACAUACGGAAGGUAACACCAGCAGCAGUGCAGCGGAAAGUGGGGGCAGUGCGGGGGUUGCGCCGGCAUCCGUUCCCGGCAUGGUUGGCCAAAAUGGGACCGGUCGGGUCAAAACUAUCUCAACAGUGACGAACACCUAACUAGUCCUAUGAUCUACGACUGCAAGCUGAGCUUCUGUGUGGUAGAUUAAACUUUGUUUUAUUUCUAGGGAUGAUACAUUCACUUAAUUUUGUUGUAAUGAUAGAAGUUUUUUUUUAUGAGUAAAUAGUUGACUACAGUGCAAUAAAUUAAUUGAUUCAUGAUGUGA